AGCAACAACCCGCUGCACCUACCAGAAGUUGUUCUCUUGCAGUUCUAUCCGAAUUGAAUUUGCUCUUUUUGUUUCUCCCUCAUAACCGCCCCAAGAUUUUACAUCCCCUCUGGUGCAUAUCACAGAGUUCUACCAUCCAUCUUCUUACUGAGUCCCCGACCAACUAAAUAAAGAAUUAAGAAAUAUUCACAUCAUCAUGAAGCACACUUUAUUCUUUGUCUCCUUGCUAGCCUUAGCCUCAGUGGAGUGCUCUCCAGCAGGCUCCACCCCACCUGGAGGUGAUCACAACACUGGCGCCGAGAAUAGUGUGGCGAAGACGAUGGGAAAAAUCGAUGAAUCAAAGUGCAAAGGAGAAAAAAUGGAAUGGAGCAAAGAAAAAACUCCGUGGCAGAACUCAAUGCUUGCCGAGAACUUUGUGCUUUAUCAGAACAUCUGGAAAAGUGAUCAAGUUCUGGGCACAGGCAAGAGUGAAAUCACGUGUAAAAGCUUCAAGAAUGGUAACCUGGCUUGGCAAACGACAUUUGACCUACCGUCUGCUCCUGAGAAUGCAAAGCAGGUCAAGGCAUACACCAAUGUAGCUUGGGUCAAACCCUCGUUGACUGGAGGACAGAAAACGCAGUCAAUCCAAGUCAAGAAUGCAAAGGUAUUCAACACUGCUUGGGACUGGCAACUUACUGGGGACUCGAAAGACCUUGUUGCGGAUGUGUCUUAUGAUAUAUUUUUGUCCAAGGAUCCUACCUGUCAGAAGCAGGAGUGCGCCUCCAGGGAAAUUAUGGUCUGGUUAAGCGCAAUUGGUGGAGCACGACCCGCCGGAGCACGCGCCCAAGCAAAUGGCGGCACACUCAAACUCGGUGGAAAGUACGAAUUCCAAGUCUGGCAAGGCACCUCCCAAGUCCCGGUAGUUUCCGUCUUCCCAGCCCAGGAAAACCAAAAGUUUACGUCGUUCAGCGCGGACAUGAAAGAGCUACUGAAAAACCUUGGACCUUUCGGGGUUAGUCAGGACGAGUAUCUGGUUAGCGUUGGCGCCGGAAUCGAAAUCUUCACUGGGAAAGGUAGCCUUUCCACAACCAAUAUAUGCAUGUACAAUGGUGUUGCAAUUUCUGCUCAACAUCUCUCAGAUGAACGGAUCAAGGAGAUCGAUUCCAUCACUAAUGAACAUGGUGGGGAAAAAGGGCCCACUGGCACUAUCCUGCCUUACACCAUUAUUUACCAGUUUAUAACGCUAGAAGUGCUGCAACGUAGCAUAGGACCAAAACUCGCUGUCAAUAGGGCAGUUCACGUUGCACCAAAUUCUUUGCUGGUCUUGAACAAGUCUAGCAAAGUUCGACUGCUGAUGGUCAACAUCAGCACACUCUCCGCUCAGCCACAUGCAACUUUGGCCUCGGUUGUUGGAUCCACGGGCAAAACGCCGAAGCCGAACAAUAUUGAGAUAUUCAUUGAGGUGCUGUGUUGGCACCGGAGCGGAGGCUAUCUCCAGCCUUACAAUCAGACUGAGCUCCCCGGCGAUGGUAACUAUAACAUGAGAACACGUAUCAUCGCUCUCGGUUCGCUUGACCUAAACACCCUGGACACAACAAUCCGGUUCAAUGGACCUUCGCACGGAUUUUAUGAGUCCGAAGUCUUCGGCAGGACAAUGGGUCCCAAAAUCCAUCGAUAUCCUCAUGGCGACCCAAGGCAGAUCGAAGUCAUGAAUAGCUUUUCUGGCCUGAUGACCGACGCCAGUGGGGCUCAGUUUCACCGUUCGCUGAAAAAUCGAAAACUCAGGAAAGACACUGUCAUGGUUUACUAUGGCACCAUCGCCUGUUUCUUUCAGGCUGUUUCAGUUUUUAAAGUUACUGUCGGGAUGGACUUACGUGCUUCAAGAGUGUUAUCCUAUACAAAAACCGAUUCAGGGUUCACAUCAAAGUCGUCGAACUCCUCAGCACAAGUGUCAUAUUAUAGCCCACCAAACUCUUACUCCGAUGGAACAGUCCAAGUUAAUACACCAUCUCUUGUCCUUAAAAAAGAUCAUAUUGUGACAAAUGUACCUCAAGUUAGGAAGUAUGACUGGGUGGUAGAAAACAAGACAGCAGCAUUUGAUGGUUUUGUUAGAAAUGUUUUUGUUAUCAACAACCAAUUUCCCGGCCCACUUAUUGAAGCAAAUGAGGGAGACACCAUUGUGGUUAAUGUCAAAAAUGAGCUCAAUCUUCCUCUUAGCAUACAUUGGCAUGGUAUUUACCAAAAUGGAAGUCAAUGGAUGGAUGGUGUUUCAGGGGUAACACAAUGCCCACAGCAACCCGGAACUACAUUCACCUAUCAGUUUACUGUUAAUAACCAAUUUGGGACCUUUUGGUAUCAUGCACAUUAUGAAGCAUUAUUGGCCGAUGGUGUUUCUGGACCAUUAAUUAUUCAUAGUACAAGGGAUCCUCUGGUUCGAGGUAGAGAUUUUGAUAAUGAACAGAUCAUCUUCAUGAAUGAUUGGUACCAUGAUCCCAGUACCACUAUCACACGUAAACUUUUAUCAACUGAGGGGUACAAUGGAACUCUAGCAGCUCCUUCUCCAAAUACAGCCUUGUUGAAUGGAAUUGGAUUUUUCAACUGUGAGAAAUAUGGCAAUGGAGAGCCCUGUCAAACCAACCACAACCCACUAGAGAUUCAAGUACCACCAAAUGCAAGAUCCAGGCUACGAUUAAUACAAGCAGGCUCCCAUGCUUUGUUCAAGGUUUCAAUUGAUGGGCACCCACUAGAGGUCAUUGAGGCAGAUGCCACUCCUGUUCGAAGCUCUGAACUGUUCCAUAGAGUUCCACUGCACAAUGCAGAAAGAUAUAGUGUCAUAUUGGACACCAGAUCAGAUGUUGAAGGAGAAUCUUUCUAUUUUAGGGCUGCAAUGGAUACUGACUGUUUUGCUUGGCUUGCUCCUGGAAUGGACACUGCCGAAGGGAACACUGCUUUAGCUGUGGUUCGUGUUUCUUCCACCCCUUUAGCAAAUGGAAACACUCGUGCCAGAAUGCCAGUCCCAAAUACUGUGGAUUGGAAAGAUGAUGUGGAUGGCCUAUGUGUGGACUUGGAUCAAACAAAACUUUCACCAUUGAUUAACCCCAACGUGAAUUUUAAUUCACAUGGAAGAGUUUAUUUCAAUACAAGCUUUGGUACAAUUGUUGACUCAUCAAAGAAAGGUCCUAAAAACAUCCUGGGAAGAUUUUUUGUUGACAACACAACAUGGACACCCCGUGAAUCACAGCCACUUCUCCCUCAACUUAUGAGUGGUGGAAGUGGAAACUUAAACCCAGCAGAUGUUGCAAUACAGACAAUUUCAGAGCCUGGUAUUUGGGAUGUUGUGGUGAACAACUUGGACCAGGCAAUUGACCAUCCCAUUCAUCUCCAUGGUGUUGAUACAUGUGUGGUUGCUACAGGGAAUGGUACCUUAACUGAUGCAAAUUAUCAAACUGCUCAAUACCAACUUGAAAAUCCAGUCUGUCGUGAUGUACAUGUUGUACCUGGGGGGAGCUACCUUGUUAUGCGGAUCAAGGCUGACAACCCUGGAGUAUGGAUCAUUCAUUGCCACAUUGACUGGCAUUUGGCUGGUGGCUUUGCAGGAAUGCUUGUGAUACAGCCCAAUGCCUUAAAACAAACAGUCCUACCCCAAGCAAACCAAGGUCUCUGUCCAAAAGGGGGAGGUUUGACCACACAAAACUAGAACCC
Molecule: messenger RNA, 3681 nt
Organism: Puccinia graminis f. sp. tritici CRL 75-36-700-3
Lineage: Eukaryota; Fungi; Basidiomycota; Pucciniomycetes; Pucciniales; Pucciniaceae
Exons: 35
Coding region: 197-3676 (1159 amino acids)
Biological process (GO): polysaccharide catabolic process
Molecular function (GO): copper ion binding; cellulase activity; oxidoreductase activity
Source: RefSeq, a predicted model, not a curated record